This is a messenger RNA of Porites evermanni, 477 nucleotides long. The record is from the annotation of a GenBank genome assembly. Lineage: Eukaryota; Metazoa; Cnidaria; Anthozoa; Scleractinia; Poritidae.
AUGUCCCUAAAGAAGGCUCGAGAACAUUUGCUCUAUGCAUUCGAUGAAAGGUUAAUUACAGAAGAGGAGUUUCUACUCCUGUAUGAUGUGAAUAGGUCAACUAACUUAGAUUUUCCUUACGAGCAGUACCCACUUUUUGAUCUCGACGACAUGCAAAACGACGAGUGCUUGGCGGAGUUUCGGGUCCAUAAAAACGACCUUCCUAUUCUAGCAGAGGUUUUAGGAAUCCCUGACCAAUUUGUCUUGGAACAAAGAAGUGUUGUAGGAGGAAUGGAGGCACUAUGCAUGUUGCUGAAGAGGCUGACAUACCCGUGUCGAUACAGUGAUAUGUUGCACAGGUUCGGACAACGACCUGUAUCGGUAAUGUGCCUGGCUACAAACUGUGUUCUGGACUUCAUUUACGAAGCCCAUUGCCGAAGAAUUACCGACUGGAAUCUGGCCGUAUUGAAUCCACCUGCCCUGCAAACGUAUGCUGAU